CCCAGCUCGAUGUCUCACUGCCGUUUCAUUCCAGCUUUGAAGCAAACUGGAUCUGUUAGAACGGGCGCCGGGCAGCCACUCUUACCGGAAUCGGUUGCUCCGUUGCACCAAAAAACCUAAAGCAACUUCAUCACUCCGAAAUUUUCUCCCGGCCUUCCCUUUUUCCCUCUCGCCGUUCUCUCCACACCAAACCCAUUCCCAAAACCCUACUGGUUUUUUUCCAUCUCUUUCCCUAUUCUCCAACUUCUCGCCGUUGUUCAUCUUCGUUAUUUUCUUCCAACUUCUUGUUAUCCUCCUCCCAACUCCUUGCCAUUUGUGGAUUUCGUCUUUUCUUCUUAUUGCUGAUUCAGGACAAGAAGCGUUUCAGAUUUAAGCAAAUGGAUUCUUCUUUGUAGCUGAGGAUCGUAUCCUAAACGUUCUCGGCGAUUCUACCAUUUGGAUAAGAAAUACUUGGCAGGAUUUUGGGUAACUCAGAUAUGGAUUGUGCACAGAGUAAUAAGCAAUCCAAGGAGCAAUUAGAGAUGGCCCAUAAAGAAACCGAUGUUAUCCUUGAUCGCAGCAACUCCAAUUCUUCAUCUACCUCGGAGUCACGAGACUCAGCUCUUCAACCAAAACCAGAUGUUUUCGAGUUUAUGGGAGCUGUGCAAACAGCGGAGAAUUUGUCUCUGGGUUCUGGUAGAAUCCAGAGUUCUUCUCAGAUUCGAUUAUCGGGGGUGCUUGAAAACCAUGAUCCAAACCGAAUACCUAUAUCGAUCUUCUCUGGUAAACCUUCAAAUCCUAUGGAAUGGAGCACUGCUUCGAAUGAAUCAUUGUUCAGUAUUCAUGUGGGAAACAACAGCUUUUCAAGGGAGAACUUCAAUUUUUUUACCAAGUCUGGAGAAUUGAUGUUGAACCCCAAUUCAUCCCUGAAUCUACCCAGCCUGCCCCCUCUUGUUGAACCACCAAGAGUUGAGAGUAAAACAGGAAUCACAGUGAAUGUCUCGGCUGAACCAGUGACAUCAACUGGACCUCAAAUUCCAGCCAUAUCAGUUCAUCAAAAAGAACCCACCACGACACCUACAGAUGAGCUUCGAGGUCGCCAGAGUGUGUCAAACGACAGCAUCAAUAGCUCUCAUUCGUUUCAGUUCCCACUAUUGGCAAGUGAAGGUGCAACGCCAAAAACAACCAGCUCUGUCUCAACAGACUCAGGUGCAACACCACAACAACAGCCAGUGACGAAGCUGCAAACAAAGAGGCAGCAGUCAAUGAAGCAGGAAUCGCCAGAGCAUGAAUCUCCAUCUCCAUCUCAUGAAAUCACGGCACCGUCUCCGGCCACAAACUCGGGUUCGGGCUGGUUUUCCUGCUUCUCGUGGUGUCGAUGCCGGUGAUGGGAUCUCUGCUCGUUGAAUGUACUACUUGUUUUACGCUCCUAGUUAAUUAGUUCUUUCAAAUUGAAAGGAAAAAAGACAAACAACAUGAGCUACAGUUGAUUACUGUAAUCCUUAAUGAGUUACAUCAGAAGGAUUAGCAGUUGAUUAUUUUUUUCUCAUUAAAUCAUACAA
Molecule: messenger RNA, 1541 nt
Organism: Cucurbita pepo subsp. pepo (vegetable marrow)
Lineage: Eukaryota; Viridiplantae; Streptophyta; Magnoliopsida; Cucurbitales; Cucurbitaceae
Source: RefSeq, a predicted model, not a curated record